Molecule: messenger RNA, 1203 nt
Organism: Suillus discolor
Lineage: Eukaryota; Fungi; Basidiomycota; Agaricomycetes; Boletales; Suillaceae
Exons: 2
Coding region: 1-1203 (400 amino acids)
Source: RefSeq, a predicted model, not a curated record
AUGCGAGGACCUUUUGAGACUCUCUGCAUCUCGGAAAUUCUCGCAGUUAUCCUUGAUGGUUUGCAAGGCGACAAGAAGUCGUUAUACCACAUGUCCUGCUGUUGUCGUGCAUUUACAGAUCCUGCCCUCGAUGUCCUCUGGAGAUCUAUGCACUCCUUUGCGCCAUUCACUUCGUUGAUUCCACAAAGCGCGUCAUUUGCGAAUGACUCCCGGACGACAGACUGCGAUCUCCUAAAGUAUCGCCCAUCGAACGACUGGAAAACGUUCGACAAAUACGCUGCACGAGUAUGGAGUUUGUGCAUAGGAGAAUACGUCAAAAAUUGCGCAGACCUCGUAAAAAACCAGGAAUGUUAUACACGUCUCACAGUCAUUCGAGGACAGGAUGGAUGUCAUCCUUUCCCAAAAUUACGCAGUCUGUCCUAUAUCCUCUACGGGCCAAUUUCCCCGCAAGCGAAGCCAUUUCCCCCCUCCCUGCAAUCUCUCACUCUCGUGUGUCGCGACGCGCUUGAUUGUGACCCUAUUGAAUUGGUACUUGACCGCGCUGUCGCUGAAGCACCGCAUCUAAAGGAACUGCGCAUUAUUGGUCUCAUGCGGACAAUGCGAACGUUGCACUCAACACCCCAACUUCAUUUCGGGCAGAUCGAGAGCCUCGAUCUAAGCAAUGCUUAUAUUCGUGCCCCCGAGCUUGCAACUCUUUGCACGCUAUUGUCCCAGGUACCUAUCUCAGACCUCAAAAUCCACCUCCAAGAUCGCUUGAGCAUGAAUUGGCAAGCCAUUCCUCCGAUGUUCCCUGCAUUGAAGCAGUUGGAUGUUCGUGGAUCAAUGUCUUCCGUCACCCUCUUCAUAUCACGUCUUGCAGCAACAAACCUACAUACGCUGGUUUUUCAGCCAAACGGGUAUUAUCACGGUGUCGUGACCGUCUUUGAUUACCUCAUACCUAUCAUCGUUGAGAAGCUUGGAAAGUCGCUGAAAUCAUUUGAUCUUCAUAUCAAUGGACCUAGGCCUCGUGCCCAGGAUAGCGACCUUAUCAAGUGUAUUUUGCAGGGGCUUGAGCCUCUUGUGGAAGCAGGCUUGCAAUCACUGCGCCUGUUUUUGCAAGUAGGCUCCACAAUACCAGUGCAAUUCCCUCCGGAAGUGCAGUCCAUGCUUGAGCCCUCCGCUUGGCCUUCCUUAAAGCAAUUUCACUUUGCGACAAAGGAGUAA